This is a messenger RNA of Paramecium octaurelia, 173 nucleotides long. The record is from the annotation of a GenBank genome assembly. NCBI's taxonomy places the organism in Eukaryota, Ciliophora, Oligohymenophorea, Peniculida, Parameciidae.
AUGAUUUUCGGUUAUGUAAUUAAUAUAAUUUAAGAAAGACUAUCCCUUGGAAUGCCUUUUGUGGAUUCAUCCUUACUUAUGGAUAUGCAAAACUAUUAAAAUAUUUUAAUUUAAAUAUUGAUGGUGAUUUUCUCAAUAUUGAUUAAAAUACGAGUAUUUAUCUAAAUUUUUGA